Molecule: messenger RNA, 2814 nt
Organism: Fomitopsis serialis
Lineage: Eukaryota; Fungi; Basidiomycota; Agaricomycetes; Polyporales; Fomitopsidaceae
Exons: 5
Coding region: 84-2504 (806 amino acids)
Source: RefSeq, a predicted model, not a curated record
CCGAAACUGGGGCGCGUUGGUCACGGGACUGCAAUAGACGCGUCCCACCCGGGCCACACUGAGCGCAGUGUCCGCAGGAGGCGAUGGGCAGCACUUUGUUCGUUUCCAUCACGCAUCCGUCUAGUCAUACAUUUAUUUCUUGGUUAGCUGCGUUUACAGUUCUCCCAACCAUGGCCCUCUCGUCUGCCGACGCUCACGGCCGGAUGCUCAAACGAGCAGACCCCUCGACCAUCCAGAAUAAAUUCAUGGUUGGGUAUCAGGGAUGGUUCACCUGCCCUGGCGAUGGCCCACCUCUGGAUCCCCACCAUCAUGGCUGGCUGCACUGGUUCAACUACCCCAUCCCCGACGGAGGUCGUCCCAACACUGACCUCUGGCCGGAUCUCUCAGAGUACUCUCCGUCCGAGCUGUACCCAGCCCCUGGCGUCAAGUAUCCUUCCGGCGAGCAGGCCUUCCUCUUUUCCUCACGGCAUCCAAAGACCGUCGAGCGCCAUUUUCACUGGAUGGCGCAGCAUGGCGUAGACGGUGCUUUCCUGCAGCGCUUUGCGGGUCAGACCGAUCUCGAGGCGGGAAAUGAGGCCAUUCGAAACCAACGCGACGAAGUGGGAGACCGCGUCAGAGAGGCUGCCGAGAAAGCGGGUCGGGUCUUCGCAAUCAUGUACGACGUCUCGGGCGUGGCGCCUGAGCGCAUACAGCGGGUGAUUGAGCAUGACUGGAUGCACCUCAUUCACGACAAGGGUGUCCUUGACAGCCCGAACUAUCUCAGGGAACACGGCAAGGCCGUCGUGACCUUUUGGGGCUUCGGAUUCGCGGACUCGCGCCACGAUCCCGCUGUCGUUCGAGCCAUCACGAAGUUCGUUCGAGAGAACACACCGGGCGGUGCAUACAUUAUGGCGGGGACGCCUGCCCACUGGCGAACAUCAGUGAGUGACGCGGAUCCAAACCCCGACUUCGUGAACGUUUGGCUGGAUGAGUUCGACGCCAUCUCCCCGUGGACAAUCGGGCGGUAUCACAACGAGGAGUCUGCGGACUGGUUCGAGAAGGAGAAGAUUGCCGGCGACGUCCAGUUGAUCAAUGAGAGAAACCAGCGCUGGGAGCAGACUCAAGUCGGGCGCAAAGUCGACUACAUUCCUGUAGUCUUCCCAGGUGGUUCUGGCCACAAUCUUUCCGAAGGCAAGUGGGGAUGGAACGAUGCCCCGCGCCAGGGUGGGCGGUUCCUGUGGAGGCAACUGUACAAUAUCCGCCGUCAUGGCGUCCGCAUUGCCUACGGAGCUAUGUGGGAUGAAUACGACGAAGGGACUGCAUACCUUCCCGUUGUGUCCCACAAAAGCCAGCUGCCUACCCUUAGCACGCACAAAUUCAUGGCGCUUGAUGAAGAUGGAUACGAUCUACCUCCAGAUUGGUACAUGCGGAUAUCUGGCUUCGCCGCCGAGGGUCUGCGAGGGGAACGGAUCAUCCACGAUACCUUCCCUCAGAAGGAGCUGCAGGACUAUUGGUCCACGCACCCCCAGUUCGAGGACAAGCGCGGAGAUCCGAUGGCCUCUGGUAGCCAUUCGUAUUCUGGCUUUGAUCCGGGCAAGACGGACGUCGUGGACGAUCUUCCCCCUCCUCCGCCAUACACCCUGGAGGAUGAGAGCGCUGGCACUGGCACUUCAGCGACGUCUUCUCAGCCCUCAGUCUCCCGCCAUGCGAGCGCGGGUCCGCCGCUGCCCCCGAAAUCGACUAGACCGCAUGAUGUGCCUGGCGACCUUUCUCUGUCAAGAGCGGCGUCUGUGGGGUCCUCAUCGACCUCAUCACGACCAGAAGGACCUCCUGUCAACUCAAGGUCCCGACCCCAGGCCGUGCCACCUCCUGUGCCGAGUGACGCGAGACGCCCGGUGUCCGCGCACUCCAUCGAUGCGCUCGCCAAUCAGUUCGACAGACAGUCCUCGAUACAUGGACCUCAUGCACCACGUCCUGCACCGCCGCCAGGGCAUCCUGCCCACCCGCCGGUGCCACAUCCGCACGGACCUUCUCCAUCGUCGCCGUCAGCAUAUGCGCCGUCCUGGGCGCCCCCAAGUCCUCCACCGCCUGGAGGAUGGUCACAGGCUCCGUGGCCUCCUCCUCAAUGGGGUGUAGGGCCUCCCCCUCCUCAACCCCACGGCCCGCCAAGCGGAUGGUCCUACCCUGGCGAGGCGUAUCGGGAUCAGCAUGCCUAUGGAUACGAACAACCCCCGGGACCAGGCUACGGUACGCCGAAUGCGCCCCCGCCUCUCAAGCCUCGACCAAGCGUUUCCUCGCAUUCAUCGGGCAAGCCUUCGGUGUCGGAAGAAGGUAGUGAUUUCCCUAUGCCAUUCCGGCCGCCGUCGCCAUACAGACCCUCUGGAGGCUUCCCACUUGGUCCUGCUCAUGCUUCUUUUCCAGUCCCCGAUGCUAGCCCGCCGCACAGCUUCGCGCAGCCCCAAGCGCACGCACCUUAUGGGAGCUAUCCGCAAGGACCAGGUACGUCUUCCCCAGGCCGCCGCUAGUGGAGCUCGAACGCAUCCUAAGCUGAACUUCUUUGUGUGUCUUGUCCAGUAUAUUACCCUAGUUAUGCCGUAGGCCAUUCCCGUGAGUAGUCUUCUGGUCAGUCGGGCGAGUGAGAGACGCGGCGUACUGACGUGAUCGGUCCGCUUUAGCUCCUCCGCACUUCCCAUCGCCUCCUCCUGGCUCACCUGGACAGCCCGCGCUGGCAUAUGGUGGGCCGCCUCCCCCACGUCCGGCGCCACCGGGCUCGUAUCCGUCUGCGGGCGGCUCGUCAUUGUCCACGCGACCGUCCAUAUCAUCGAACCCUAUCGC